This is a messenger RNA of Nanorana parkeri, 1967 nucleotides long. RefSeq names its product phospholipid phosphatase related 1 (gene PLPPR1). NCBI's taxonomy places the organism in Eukaryota, Metazoa, Chordata, Amphibia, Anura, Dicroglossidae. The record is from RefSeq and is a predicted model, not a curated record. The coding region runs from base 364 to 1404 and encodes 346 amino acids. The transcript is spliced from 9 exons. Gene Ontology annotation, biological process: phospholipid dephosphorylation; signal transduction; phospholipid metabolic process. Gene Ontology annotation, molecular function: phosphatidate phosphatase activity.
CCACCAACCCCCUCCUUCUCUUCUUCUCCUGAGCAAGUAGCUUUCUAAUUCCAUCCAUUAAUACAAACAGGGGAAACCUGAAAAGCCAGCAUCUACAGUAUUUGGAAAACACAGAUAAAGAGAUAGACAUAGAGAUGCAUGAUUGAUGCACACAAUCAGGAUUACAAGUCAGCAGCAUCAGCACCAGCAUAUAGUAAACAAGGAUGUUGUAGCACAGAGCAGCAAUCAGAAUGCCUUCAUUUGGGAUUUUGUCACAGGCAAGUUGGACGGGAUAUUGGGACUCCUAGCUGGACAGACCGGCUGAAAAGAAAACAACACAAAAAAGACAUUUUAGGUAUCACAGACCUUUCCAGCUGACAGGCAAUGGCUUUGGAGAACAAUACCCAUCGCAGCUUCUCAAUUAUACCAUGCUUCAUCUUUGUAGAGCUUGUCAUUAUGGCUGGCACUGUUCUGCUUGCAUACUACUUUGAGUGUACGGAUACCUUUCAAGUGCACAUUCAAGGCUUCUUCUGCCAAGAUGGAAAUCUAAUGAAACCAUACCCAGGGAGUGAGGAUGAAAGUUUCAUAUCCCCUCUGGUGCUCUACUGUGUGCUGGCUGCAACACCAACAGCUAUUAUUUUUAUUGGUGAGAUAGCAACCUAUUUCAUUAAGUCUACAAGAGAAAACCUGAUCGUUCAAGAAAAAAUGAUUCUAACUGGAGAGUGCUGUUACUUGAAUCCAUUAAUCAGAAGAAUCAUACGAUUUAUAGGGGUUUUUGCAUUCGGCUUAUUUGCAACGGACAUUUUUGUAAAUGCUGGUCAAGUUGUAACGGGCAACCUCACUCCAUAUUUUCUGACUGUGUGUAAACCGAACUAUACUGGAACAGACUGUCUUGCUCACCAUCAGUUUAUGAGCAAUGCAAACAUCUGUGCCGGUGAACUGGAAGUGAUUGAGAAAGCAAGGAGGUCAUUUCCUUCUAAACAUGCUGCUUUAAGUAUCUACUCUGCGCUAUAUACCACAAUGUAUAUCACGAGCACAAUUAAGACAAAAAGCAGCAGACUAGCAAAACCUGUUCUUUGCCUUGGAACUCUGUGUUCUGCCUUCCUUACUGGACUGAACCGUGUAUCAGAAUACAGGAACCACUGCGUUGAUGUUAUUGGAGGCUUCAUUUUGGGGACAGCCGUGGCUUUGUUUUUGGGCAUUUGUGUUGUCCAUAACUUUAAAGGAACUCAUGGAACAAUCUCUAAACCGAAGUCUGAGGACACAAGGGGAAUGCCUCUAAUGGCUUUCCCCAGAGUUGAAAGUCCUCUGGAGACUUUAAGUGCUCAGCAAAGAUGGAAGCAGACACAGGGCCAGGCUAUGCUGCUGGAAACAGGAUUUAUCUCAGUAAAGAAUCACUCUUCAUCGAUGACUGAAGUCACCUGAAAUCUUUAAUGGAUAUAUAAAGAACUGUUUUUAUACUACAUUAGUGCAAGAACAACAAGAACCACAGUUGCUCAAUGUUAAACUGUGACUAUCAGUAUUAUGUUCUAUCUAGUUAGCUAGAUGUUUUGUACAAUUUUGUUCAAGGAAGUGAUGUAGCUUGCCCUGAUAUUUCUUUUAUUCUAUUGUAGUGUCAACUUCAACAUCCCAUGUUUAUGCCAUAAUGCAAUUUUCUCCUGUUAUGGUAUAUGGUGCACUAAAAACUACCAUCUUCUUGAAUCGUCAAAGUUAUGUGAUCAUGUUUGUAUACAAUUUUUGUAUUAUUUUAUAUGCAUUAAACUGCUGUGUAAAUUAAAAUGCUAUCAAACAUUUUAAUUUUAUUUCUUUACACAACAGGAGAUUUUUAUACUUGAAAUAUGUAUAGGAACGAGCAUAACAUUUUUCUAGGGUAAUUUGCAAUUUUCUGCAAAGUUGCAAAUUUUGCUCCAAACACUUUGCGAUAUUUAUUAGUAGCUGACAGAAUUCACUCAAAUGUGCAUAUUUUUACUAUGUUGUUUCAGCUUGGA